Molecule: messenger RNA, 861 nt
Organism: Paramecium tetraurelia
Lineage: Eukaryota; Ciliophora; Oligohymenophorea; Peniculida; Parameciidae
Exons: 2
Cellular component (GO): mitochondrion
Molecular function (GO): GTP binding; GTPase activity
Source: RefSeq, a predicted model, not a curated record
AUGAAUAAUUCAGAUAAGAUCUCAUGGUAUCCAGGACAUAUGAAAAGAGCUAUGGAACAUUUAGAGAAGAGAAUAACUGAUGUAUAAUUAUUUUUAGAAUUGCGAGAUGCUCGGGUGCCUUUUUCAUCAAAAAACUAUCAUUUCGAUAAUUUGAUGUAGGCUCACAAUAAAGAGAAGAUUAUCAUAUUUAAUAAAUUUGAUUUAUGCAAUUAGGAUAUAACGAAUAAAAUAAUAGAGAAAUACAAAAAGGUUGGAAUUUAAUGUAUAGCUACAUCUGCAAGGGAGAGAUUGAAUUUGAGGGAGUUGAUUAUGAUGACCAACACCUAUAAAUCAGCCAAAUUUGCGACAGUAGGGAUGUGGUUAAUGAUUUGUGGAAUGCCCAAUGUUGGAAAGUCCACAAUAAUAAAUUAGUUGAGACAAACAACUCCUAAAUUAAAUAAAAGGAAAGCUCUAGCUAAAUCAACAGCCAGUCCUUGCACUACUAAAAAUGUGGCUGGAAUUAAAAUAUGCGAUGAACCUCUAGCAUAUUUGGUUGACACUCCUGGCGUGAUGAUCCCUAAUAUUACUGAGGAAGAACAAGGACUGAAAUUAGGAUUGGUUGGAUGCAUUAAAGAUAAAAUUGUCACCAAAGAAAGAAUGUUAGACUAUUUAGUAAGAGAGAUGAAUUAAUAAUAGAUGGAAAAGUAUUAUAAGAUUUAUGGUCUCAAUUAAAGACCCAAAACAGGUGGUGAGUACAUGUUGGCUGUAAGGGAAAGAUACAACCACUACAAUUAUGAGACCACAAUCGAUUUCAUAUUAAAUGGAUUCAGAAUUGGCAAAUUAGGAAAUAUUACUUUAGACAGUGUAGAAUUAUUAAAUUGA